Molecule: messenger RNA, 3324 nt
Organism: Cynara cardunculus var. scolymus (artichoke)
Lineage: Eukaryota; Viridiplantae; Streptophyta; Magnoliopsida; Asterales; Asteraceae
Product: probable LRR receptor-like serine/threonine-protein kinase At1g74360
Exons: 2
Coding region: 115-3318 (1067 amino acids)
Biological process (GO): protein phosphorylation; hormone-mediated signaling pathway
Cellular component (GO): plasma membrane
Molecular function (GO): protein binding; ATP binding; protein kinase activity
Source: RefSeq, a predicted model, not a curated record
CUCUCUAUAUUCCCAUUGAAUCCUUCCACAUUUUCUCAUUCAUUUCAACCAUGAUGAAUCAGAAGAACCAAUUGAGUUAAGUUCCAUAAAGCAGAAUAACGAAGAAGCAGAGUCAUGUUUGCAGGAAAAUUUGUAUUCAUCGUCUUCUUGAUUUUAGUCACAGGAAGAGAAGCCAUUGGAGACUUACUUGAUUCCGACAAGGAGGCACUCCUCGGACUCAGAUCAUUUCUAGAACAGGGGAAUAAAGUGAAUCAAGGGGCCUAUAAGCAAUGGGACUCACAAGCAUCGUCGCCUUGCACAUGGCCGGGAAUUUCCUGCUCCGGCAACCGAGUCAUCGGGAUCAACCUCUCCUACAACAACAUUGCUGGAAAGAUAUUCGGGAACUUCUCGGCUUUGACGGAGCUUGCUUACCUCGACUUAUCGACAAACACCAUCGGCGGCAGCCUUCCGGUGGACUUGGGUAGCUGCCAAAACCUCAAAGUAUUGAACCUGUCACACAACAUGAUUGAUGGUGAGCUUAAUUUGAGUGGACUCAGCAGCCUGGAAAUAUUAGACUUAUCCGUCAACAGAUUCUCCGGCAACAUUUCCAUGAGUUUUCCGAUUAUCUGCAGCAGCCUAGUGGUUGCUAACCUCUCGGAAAAUAAAUUCUCGGGAGAAAUUGGAAGCUCAAUUGAUGGGUGCCCCAAGCUGGAAUACGUCGACUUGAGCGCAAAUUCACUCACCGGAAACCUCUGGUUUGGAUUCCACAGGUUCAAGAAGUUUGCAGUGUGUGAAAACCGGCUAAACAACAAGCUCCAGACCUGGAUUUUUCCAGAAAACUGCAGUUUACAGGAAUUGGACCUGUCGGAAAACUCACUCGCUGGAGAAAUCCCCAAGGAGAUUUCAAAUUGCAAGAAUUUAACCAUCUUAAACCUGUGGGGAAACUACUUCUCUGGGAAAAUUCCAGGAGAACUUGGAUUGAUUCCAAACCUUCAACAGCUUUCCUUAGGCAACAACACCCUUGACAGCCAAAUUCCAGAAUCUUUACUUGGCUUGAAGAAGUUGGAGUUCUUGGAUUUAAGCAGGAACAGUUUUGGAGGCGAUAUACAAGAGAUUCUCGGACAUCUAACUCAAGUCAAAACUCUGCUCCUACAUUCGAACAGAUACUCCGGCGGGUUGAGCACAUCAGGAAUACUCCGGCUGCAGAAUGUUUCAAGCCUAGACCUGAGUUACAACAAUCUGUCAGGUCUGUUGCCGGUCGAAAUCUCUCAGAUGGCAAGUUUGAAGUACUUAUUUCUUGCAAACAACCAAUUCUCCGGCAGCAUACCUUCAGAAUACGGAAGCUUGCUAGGACUCCAAGCUCUUGAUCUCUCUAACAAUCACCUAGACGGACCAAUCCCACCAAGUUUCGGACAUUUGUCGUCUCUUUUAUGGUUGAUGGUUGCUAAUAAUUCAUUAACGGGCCAAUUGCCACCAGAGUUAGGGAAUUGUAGCAGCUUGUUGUGGCUGAAUCUUCAAAACAAUCAACUCACCGGUCCAAUUUGGCCGGAGCUUACCAACAUGGGGAAGAAUGCUACACCGACUUUCCUAAUAAACAGACAAGAUAGUCUCAUUGAGGACUCAGGAGAAUGCUCGACCUUGAGAAGAUGGAUACCAGCGGAUUACCAGCCAUUCAGCUUUGUGUAUACACUUCUUAACAUGAAGAAAUGUAAGAGUUUAUGGGAUAAGAUACUUAAAGGAUAUGGGAUUUUUCCGGUUUGCCUCCCGGAAUCCAACAUCCGAGUACAGCCGAUAUCGGGCUAUCUUCAACUCAGUGGAAAUCGUUUAUCUGGACAGAUACCGCCGGGUAUCGGGAAGAUGGGUGACUACAGCAUGUUGCACGUGGGGGGAAACGAAUUUUCCGGUACACUUCCAGAUGAGAUCGGAGGAAUGACGCUCGUUGUGUUGAAUGUUUCUCAAAACAAAUUCUCUGGUCGAGUUCCAAGGCAGCUUGGCAAUCUCAAGUGUUUGAGGAAUCUUGACUUAUCAUACAACAAUUUCUCUGGUAAAUUUCCGACCAACUUGAACAAUUUGACAGAUUUGAGUAGCUUCAACGUCUCCUACAAUCCGUAUAUCUCAGGCUCCAUUCCAGAGACGGGACAACUUGCUACUUUUGAGAUAUGGUCAUAUCUCGGUGACCCAUUGUUACGCCUGCCUUCUUUCAUAGACAAUUCAUCAAACACUUCAUCUGCAACCAGUGACGGGAUAUCAACACCACAAAAAUGGGGAGCAGUUUUGGUUUUCAUCUUUCUAUUGCUAGCUUUCUUGGUGUGUGGUGUCAUGACAAUCAUCGUCUGCCUAGCAACCAAGAGCACUUCCGAUCAACCACAAUUUCUGCUGUGGGAAACAAAGUCUGGAAAUGGCACCGCCGGCUCUUCACCGUGGUUAUCCGACACGGUGAAGGUAAUCAGUUUGGACAAAACGGCGUUCACACAUGCAGACAUUUUGAAUGCGACGGGAAACUUCUCAAACGACAGAAUCAUAGGGAGGGGUGGUUUUGGGACGGUUUACCGAGGAGUAUUGCCGGACGGCAGAGUCGUGGCAGUGAAAAAGAAGCUAAGAGAGGGCAUAGAGGGGGAAAAAGAGUUUAAAGCUGAAAUGGAAGUACUCACCGGAAAUGGCUUCGGCUGGCCACACCCAAACCUCGUGACACUUUAUGGAUGGUGCUUGGAUGGAUCGGAAAAACUACUGGUUUACGAGUAUAUGGAAGGUGGCACUUUAGAAGAUCUGAUUCACGAUAGAAUUGGGUUCCCAUGGAGGCGGCGAAUCAAUGUCGCCAUUGAUGUAGCUCAUGCCUUGGUGUUCUUACACCAUGAGUGUAAUCCUGCAAUCGUUCAUCGAGACGUAAAAGCUAGCAAUGUGUUACUAGACAAGAAGGGGAAGGCUCAUGUGACGGAUUUCGGGCUGGCUCGGAUUAUGGACGCCGGCGACAGCCAUGUUAGCACGAUGGUGGCUGGGACGGUUGGGUAUGUGGCACCGGAGUAUGGGCAAACAUGGCAAGCCACCACAAAAGGUGAUGUCUAUAGCUACGGUGUGUUGGUAAUGGAGUUAGCGACAGGGAGGAGGGCGGUGGAAGGUGGAGGGGAGUGUUUGGUUGAGUGGUCGAGAAGGGUGAGGGGGCGGCGGUUUGUGAUUCCGAUGUCGUUCUUGGUGUCGGGGAUGAGUGAAGGAAUGGUUGAAAUGCGUGACUUGUUAUGGUUGGGAGUGAGGUGCACAACUGAUGAACCUCAAUCCCGACCAAAUAUGAAGGAGGUUCUAGAUACUUUGGUUCGAAUUUCUGCUAGGUCCAAGGGAUUUUAGUUAUGG